Messenger RNA from Sander lucioperca (pikeperch), 1125 nucleotides. RefSeq names its product serine-rich 25 kDa antigen protein-like. The record is from RefSeq and is a predicted model, not a curated record. Bases 31 to 1071 code for a protein of 346 amino acids. The transcript has 4 exons. Lineage: Eukaryota; Metazoa; Chordata; Actinopteri; Perciformes; Percidae.
GCUACCUGCAUGAUGGUUUUUUAACCUGGCAUGUGGUGCAGAAAACAUUUUCUCUUGGUGACUGAAGUGAUGGGAACUGUUUGGGCCUUUGUUAUUUGUGUGCUGACUGUUUGGAUUACCAAAGGCUCGAGUUUGCCAGUUGGUGGCACAAAUGAAAGACGUGAUAAUGGGCUGCAGAGGAGAAUGAUUAGAGAUACGUCUCCCAAUGGUAUCUCCAUGAAGAAGGCCUUUAAACUUCUCCAGUCAAUGGAGUCCAUGUUGACGCAAGAUGCUAAAGAAGCACAACUGGAAACCAAUGAAGUAGAAGCUGAGGCAUCUGUUGGCCAACUGGAACAUGUAAAAUGGCCCCUGAACGGACCCAAAGAGCUCAAAACCUAUCUGACAUCCGGCAAGCAGCCCGCCAACCUGACGUCCGUUGCCAAUGCGACGUCCGGCGACCAGCCCUCCAACGCGACGUCCGGCGACCAGCCCUCCAACGCGACGUCCGGCGACCAGCCCUCCAACGCGACGUCCGGCGACCAGCCCUCCAACGCGACGUCCGGCGACCAGCCCUCCAACGCGACGUCCGGCGACCAGCCCUCCAACGCGACGUCCGGCGACCAGCCCUCCAACGCGACGUCCGGCGACCAGCCCUCCAACGCGACGUCCGGCGACCAGCCCUCCAACGCGACGUCCGGCGACCAGCCCUCCAACGCGACGUCCGGCGACCAGCCCUCCAACGCGACGUCCGGCGACCAGCCCUCCAACGCGACGUCCGGCGACCAGCCCUCCAACGCGACGUCCGUUCCCUCAGUCAACCUGACGUCCGUUCCCUCAGUCAACCUGACGUCCGGCGACCAGCCCUCCAACGCGACGUCCGGCGACCAGCCCUCCAACGCGACGUCCGGCGACCAGCCCUCCAACGCAACGUCCGGCGACCAGCCCUCCAACGCAACGUCCGGCGACCAGCCCUCCAACGCGACAUCCGUUCCCUCAGUCAACCUGACGUCCGUUCCCUCAGUCAACCUGACGUCCAGCGAGCAGCCCGCCAACUUCAUGCCCACCGAGCAGACUGACGUCGUGACGAUUUGAUGUUUCUGCAUUUACAUAUCUGUUUUAUAUAAAACUCAACUGAUUAUAUUUGUU